AUGGAUUCCUUCAUCGCGCUCACCUUUCUGUUUGGCUUCAACGCCCUCCUCUGCUGCCUCCAACUUCUUGGUAGUGGUGCGGACACCAUGACCACGGCCCAGGCCGCUUCGCAGAGUGGUGGCCUCGCGCUGCGCCUGGCCGCGGCCGCUCUCGUCCCGGCGGUUCUGGCCACCCUUGUGCUCACUCCGCUGCUCUUAUACGCACACGUGUGGGCUCUCGGCCGUGGCGGCGGCAGGGGCGGGGGCCGUCUCGUGACCGCCCUUGCCAAGGCGACCGUCCUCGCGGCGACGGUGGCUCUCGCAUGCGCCGUGCUGCUGCUGGGUGCCGACGGCGCCGUGGUUCAGCUCGGCGCCGACGGGCAUCUCGAUCGUGGCCGCGGCGACGUCGCGCGGCUGAACAUCAAGUGA
Messenger RNA from Miscanthus lutarioriparius, 408 nucleotides. The record is from the annotation of a GenBank genome assembly. NCBI's taxonomy places the organism in Eukaryota, Viridiplantae, Streptophyta, Magnoliopsida, Poales, Poaceae.